AUGGGUGCCAACUUGACCCUGUGCUGCUGCCACUACUAUCUCAAGUACAACAUUGAUGAGAAAAAUGCAUUUUUGCGGUAAACUCCAUUGCAGCUGUCCAGCGAGUCCAGUGAUGGUGACACGGAGGAGGAGCAGCAGCUCGCAACGAGGCCUCCGUGGCUCACGCAGCAAAGCCCGAGGACAAAUAAAUGCGGCGCCUCAUACAGCAGAAGGGAAUCGGACCGAGACCUGCAGACUUUUAUCAGCUUGAGAAAUCAGGUUGACCAGGCUACAGAGGAAUGGGAACAGCUGAAUUAUGACAUCCACACACUCCGCUAUGCCAAACGAGAAGUGAGAGCACGAUGGAAGAAAAUCCUGCUGCAAUUAGGAUAUCAAUCUGAGGUGGACUCCUUGCUAUACGUCAACAAGCAAAGUUACUUAAAUCGGGACCAGGAGAGUCUCACCAGAGCUACUGAACUCUUGACCCAGUUGUUGGAACACACUUCCCUGUUUCCUGCAGGAACAGGACAUCGGACCAGAUACCUCUUUGUUAUGGACCGCUUGGUGUCUCUGGACAGCGCCGAAGACUUUGUCAGACUGGCUGUGGAAAAAUAUCCAAAAGCUUAG
Messenger RNA from Phycodurus eques (leafy seadragon), 606 nucleotides. RefSeq names its product melanoregulin-like. NCBI's taxonomy places the organism in Eukaryota, Metazoa, Chordata, Actinopteri, Syngnathiformes, Syngnathidae. The record is from RefSeq and is a predicted model, not a curated record. Gene Ontology annotation, biological process: melanocyte differentiation; melanosome transport. The transcript is spliced from 5 exons. Gene Ontology annotation, cellular component: melanosome.